AUGUCAACAGAUAUGUCUGUCGGCACUAGAUUCUUAAGUGACAUUGGGUCUUUGUUGGAUACACAUGUUUAUGGUCUGCCCAAAUGGAUAAGCAGACGCAAGCAACAAAAGUUGCUGCGGCUGUCCAACGAUGUAUAUAGCGUUUACGAAUCAUCUAAAGAUUUAAAACAAACUAACGCAUUUUUAAAGGUAGUUAAGAUACUCUUAAGUAAUUUGGAAAGGAAGAUAUAUUCCCCUAAUGCCGCAUAUUAUCUAAUAAAAACAUUCCACUUUUUACACAUAUACAUUAAACACCUACCCAGACUGGCAGUGCAAUUGAUAACAGAGGGAAAGGUGUUAUUUUUUACCAAAUUAGUUUCCCAAUUGAAUGUGUUUUUGGCGCAAUUUACAUGUGAUUCUGAAGUCAAUCCGUUUCUAUUUCUGGAUAAAUUCGGCGAAAGUUCCAAAUAUUCGCCACUUAGUGAUUGUGGAAUAAUCGCUUGUAUCAUCUGUGAAUAUUUGAAAUUGUGUAACACUAUAAUCAAAGAAUUAUUAUAUUGUAAAUUAGGCAGCGAUGUCUCUUUUGCCCAAUCUGACAACAAAAUUUAUACGAAAUUUGUAAACGCCUUUGCAAGAGUUGCGCAUUUAAAAUUCUUAAUAUCAUCUUAUAAUUUAAGUGAAUUUUACCAUGAUAAAGAACAUCCGCAAACAAAAGUUGUGUACAAAAAUGAAAUGUAUUGUAAAUGUGUAAUAAAGAUAACAUCAACAACUUUAUUUCCCCCUCCUCCCGCGUAUGAACUCAGAAUUAUGUUGCUAGAAUUUUUAGAUUGUGCAAUUAAACUUGCAGGGUGGGAUAGCACUUUGAAGAAUAAAUGUGUUUGUAUUAUAAAAACUCCAGUGUGUAAGGUUAAUAAUGGGCAAAUCAAGAUGUGUAACAAAGAUGCAAUACAAACUAGGGUCAACUUGAACUUUAAAAGUAACUUAACCCAACUAAUUAUAUUGGUCAUUUCGCUAAUUGAUGCAGAUGCACUUACAAUUAAUUGCAAUUCACUGCGGUAUUUUUAUGGUCAAUACUACCUAUCACUACCCUCUACGAUCAGUGAACAAGAUGGUACUGUCAGUACCUUAUCUUUGGGAUCUAGGUUAAGCAUUGACCCAAAAUUAGCAGCACUUGUCGUAUAUAGAAUUCAAUCAAUCGCAUUAGACAUACUAUCGCAGUUAGGCCAAAUACCUAUACAUUUUAUUAGUAACAAAUUGUGUGAUAGACUUAUAAAUCUGACAUGGUAUUAUGCUGUUUCUUUUACAAAGCAAAUCAAUUUUCCAGAAUCAAAUAUUGAGUUCAACAGUUGUUGCGGUGGAGCUGAUGAUGGAUUAAAAUGUACAUAUAUCGAUAGAUACGAUAUUGUAUCUUCAAUGAAAUUGAUUGCCCAAUCUCUGGAUGAUCUUACGAUAAAUAACCCUCACGCAACCAAACCUAACUUGAUUCAUCUGGAUUUGAUUGCAACUAAGAUAGAUAAUAAAUGUGCUUCACUACAGGAUCGUGUUGAAUUUUCAGUCGAUAAGGGCUAUUGGAUUAUAAAUAACAAUAUAUGUAAUAAUUACAUAUCCCCACAUAUCCAUGUAAAAAGUGGCACAGAAAUUACAUACACAAAUCAGCAUGUUGCGACUUGCAAAUGCAAUAUAUUCUGCUUGUACAAUAAGCACAUCUAUAACGAUAUUUCAUGGAUAUGUAGUAAUAGAAUAUCAAUGCCUUGUAAACACAGAAAAAAAUUGAUAGUUAAGGCAUUGGAGAUUAUAUUACAAAGUAAGAGAAAUGGUGGAAAGAAUACGCAAUUAUUUAGUGGCUUUAAUAUCACAAGACAAAUAACUAAUCGCAGUAGACACUUACUAAAAUCACUGAUAAGCACCCACAAUGGGUUGGAUGUGAAUGUAGAUUCAACACCGGAUGAUCAGGCACUAAUUAUUUACUCAAAGGCUCUAGCACAAGUACUAUAG
Molecule: messenger RNA, 1974 nt
Organism: Babesia microti strain RI
Lineage: Eukaryota; Apicomplexa; Aconoidasida; Piroplasmida; Babesiidae
Exons: 3
Coding region: 1-1974 (657 amino acids)
Source: RefSeq, a predicted model, not a curated record